CGAUAUGAAGCGGAGUCCAAGCACGGGAGCAAAAGGUUCCAGUCCAGUUAUUUUUAUGUUCUGACUUAUGGACCACCUCCAGUACAUAUGGAUCUGAUCAAAGUCCUAAUCCUUUACUGGUUCAAUCCUAUUCAUGAGUAAGUCAUCAAACUCGCACCUUAUCAAAACAGAAGGCAAUUGUCCCUGUCACAGAUUAGCACAAUUUGAGAUUGGAGAACUGUCACUAGCCUCAGUUGCAAUAUGGUAGAUUUUAUUCAAACUACGAAACCUACAAACAAGCGGCUUCAGAAGUCUAGGUAUAAAUGUAUUCAUCACAUAGCAACAGAAAAUUCUGGAUGGAGGACAUCAAUUACCCCUGCCACAAUACCAAGCAAGUAUCAAACUGUGAGAUAUGAAAUUCCUGAGAGGAAGGGGUUUGGUUCUCAAGCAAGAAGAUUUGAUGAUGAUCUCCAGAAUGAAAAUCCAGGACCAGGUUCCUAUGAUUAUGUUCACAAAUCAGUCGAAACUUUCAGCACCUCUGUCUCCAAAAGAGGAAUGGGUGGACUUGCAUCCAAAGCAUCCCGUCAAGGGCGGAGAAGCACUUCUCACACGCCUGGAGCAAAUGCAUAUAAUAUUCCAUCUCCAAUUCUAUCGAAGGUUGAUUAUCACCUGGGGAACAGCAGUAUGUUCCAGCGUCCCAUUGCCAUGAAAAUGGAUGAUCUCAAAAACGUAACACCAGGCCCCAAUGAGUAUAAUAUUUCUAAUGUUUAUCUUGGGAAAACUAACAAUGUCUCUGCUGAGUCGGCAUUUUUAUCAAGAACCAGACGAGACCUGAUUCCACCAGGCAAAUUGAAGGGACCAUCCCCAUGUCAAUACAAAGUCAACCAUUCCCUGACAAAGGAGUCACCAAAAUCCAUAGUCUCUUCAUUUAGAUCCAAAACAAUCCGCCUGAAAUAUCCAAAAGACUCAAACCCAGGACCAGCAACCUAUCAACCCUAUAAAUCAAUGGGACAGGAGCAAACGCAAUAUGCACACUUGCACCCGUGGAAGAAACAUUAUUUGUGUAUUUCCGCUCCUCCCUUCCCAGUACGCAAAAACCCGACUCCUCCUGGUCCAGGUUAUUAUGACAUUGUUGACUUUCACGAUCCACCGAAGCACUAUAUGUCCAAUGCUGUGUUUGUAUCUAACACGAGCCGAUGGACUGGGAAUGUUCGAAACAAAGAUGCUCCAGGGCCAGCCUCCUAUGCACCGAAGAAAAGUGGAAAACAAUCUUUCCUAUACAAUACUGAUAAAAAAUGGGUGCCAUCAUAGAUAUUGAAGGAGAAACAAGGAAAGACAGAUGGGCUUUUCAAUGAUUUCAUUUCACAUCACCUUCUCAGACAUAAACUUUGUUUUGGUGGCAUUGGACAUACAGCAUGGAUUCAUCAUGGAUUUAAAUCAUAAUUCUAUUGUUAAAAAAUAUGAUCAAGUAUUUGAAUUUAUCGUUAAACUUUGGGUAGAGACAGUUUCACUUGCAUAUAUUUUCUAUCAUUGUGACGGAUCUCGUUCCUAAUGAAGUGUAAACAUUUAUCCGAAAGAAGAACAACGUUAUUGCUUUCUAUAGAAACGAGUUUUUCUGACAAACCUAUUAAUGAGUCAGUUUUCAUUUAUGUAUUUCUGACAUAAUCCAUACAAGCAUUGAAAGCAUAAGGUUGUGAUCUAGUUUUAUAUUUAUUUAUUUAUGCACUUCAAGCAAACAUUUUUAGUAAUGCCUAUUUCCCAAGGUAAAAUUCCAUUAUUAUGGCAGGAAGAAUUUGGAGAGAUUGUGGUGAUUCAAUACUGCACAAAGUAAUAUAUUAUGUCAAAGUCAUUAGUUGAGAGUCAAUUGACUUUUUCAUUAAUAGUUUUUCUGAAUAAAAAGCAGAACCAUUAUGGUAAUAAUGAGUCAUUUUGCCGAUCCUUCUUUAAACUGAUCUCUUCCAUCAAGAAUUAGAUCAUCUGACCUACUAUCAUGUAGGCGAUAUACUGCAGAUCAUGAAAUCUGAAAUAAAUUCAAAAAGUGCUGGAAAUACUCAGUGGGUCUUGUGGCAUCAGUGUUAAGACAAACAGUUCAGAUUUCAGGUCAGCGAUAUUGGGAACUGCAGAUGCUGAAGAAUCCAAGGUAACAAAGUGUGGGGCUGGAUGAACACAGCAGGCCAAGCAACAUCUUAGGAGCACAAAAGCUGACGUUUGGGCCCAGACACUGCAUCAGAAAAAGAUUUCAGGUCUGUUACUUUAUAUCAGAGCUCAUCUUGUUGGUUGACUUAACAGCCUUGAUGAAAGGUUAUCAAAGAUCAUAAAACGGUUUGGUGCCCCCACUGGUUAACUGGCUCCAGCCACCGCACUAUAUUGAAAAACAUUUGUAAGAUUCAGUUUUUGUUUACAAAGUGCCUUCCAGUCAUUUACAUGGCUGUCUUGGCUGUUUUCAGGUUGUGAAAUGUUUGAGCUGUUGGGUUUAUGUUUUGUAUCAUGUCAGCUUUUUAUUUGCAAUAAUGAGAGAUAUCACCUCAGUUGAUAUUGCUCAAACCGUAUAUAUGUUCCACUUUUAACGAAUGAUAUUUUGGUGUUUCUUAUGUAUUUGAUCUUAACAAAUGCCAAACUUCAUCAAUAUGGCGUUAGUAUAACCCAAUAAAUUGUUAGUAAGUAGCAAUCAUUUAGUGCCAGUGUAAAGUACAGGUCUUUGCCAUCAUUAUUUAUGUGAGGGAUUUUGAUAUGUGCCAUCCAUCAUGUUUAGAACUUCAGGGAUGAAUCUUAGUAGUUGCUGUCACAAACUGAAUGUUGGGUUGAAUCAUCUAUUUCUUUCAAUUCCCAGUUUUGAGAGUUUGAUGCCUUUUUCCUGAUUAUCUGUACAACUGAGCUUAGACUUUCUCAGCUUUAAAUAUGGUUCUAACCAAAUCCUCUUACUGAGACCCUUAGAAUGAGGUAACAUAUUUUAUAACUGUUCUGAGCUAUUUUCUUUCUUCAGGAGAAAAUUUCUUGUUCCUAUGUAAGAAACACCAAAGUAUCAUUCACACUGACAAGAUUUUCAGCUACCCUAGAGCCAAGCACAUAGUUGUUGGCAAGUAACAUUUGUCAUCCACAGCUGGUCACAAUUCCACAAACCAAUCAGCUACCCUUUGCUGGCUGAAUUUCACUUUGUACACACUGCCUGAUGCCUGUAACUAGCCCCUCUCAUUAUUUUAACAAAGAAUCAGUGUAAACAUCACUACAAAGAGUUUCAGUAACCUAUUUCCGAAAAGUGCAGCAAAUCCUUCCACAACAUUUGUUUUUUUUUUAAAAAACGGAAGGAUGGCACGGUGGCUCAGUGGUUAGCACUGCAGCCUCACUGUGCCAGGGAUCCAUGUUCAAUUCUAGCCUCGGGUGUCUGUCUGUCUGGAGUUUGUACAUUCUCCCCAUGUCUGCGUAACUUUCCUCUAGGAGCUGUGGUCUCCAGUCCAGAGAUGUGCAGGCUAGGUGGAUUGACCAUGCUAAACUGCCCAUAGUGUCCAGGGAUGUGUAGGUUAGGUGGAUAAGCCAUGGGACAUGCAGGGUUACGGGGAUUAGGUAGGAGGGUGGGUGUGGGUGUGAUGCUUUUG
This is a messenger RNA of Stegostoma tigrinum, 3572 nucleotides long. RefSeq names its product sperm-tail PG-rich repeat containing 1 (gene stpg1). Gene Ontology annotation, cellular component: germinal vesicle; female pronucleus; male pronucleus. Gene Ontology annotation, biological process: epigenetic programing of male pronucleus. The record is from RefSeq and is a predicted model, not a curated record. Gene Ontology annotation, molecular function: chromatin binding; histone binding. The transcript has 10 exons. Bases 241 to 1290 code for a protein of 349 amino acids. NCBI's taxonomy places the organism in Eukaryota, Metazoa, Chordata, Chondrichthyes, Orectolobiformes, Stegostomatidae.